Molecule: messenger RNA, 7241 nt
Organism: Melitaea cinxia (Glanville fritillary)
Lineage: Eukaryota; Metazoa; Arthropoda; Insecta; Lepidoptera; Nymphalidae
Gene: CPR146
Product: collagen alpha-5(IV) chain-like
Exons: 25
Coding region: 144-7082 (2312 amino acids)
Source: RefSeq, a predicted model, not a curated record
AGUUUUAAAAGCCGUCCGCUGUGCGCGGGGCAUGUUAGCGAUUUUUAGCACGAACAGAGCUUAGGCGGCUCUAUAGAAUCUUUGCUUUGUGUUGUAUAAUUGGAGCACGUCAGUGCUGAGGCCGGAACAACAUCUCCCGUGCCAUGGCGCCGGGAAUAUUAUUUUACCUCUUGGCUUCACUGGUAAUAACGAAGGCCAGUGAAGAUGCAUCCGCAACAAGAGCGUUAAUACAACAAGAGGCUCAAGAGGCACGCGCAUACGGAAACUAUGGGGAUAACGAAAAAGAAAUCGUAGUCGAUAUCGAAGAUGACGAAAAGAAACAAUAUUAUGAGACUAACUAUGAAACUAAUGCAUAUGGAUUUGGUUACGACGUUGGUCCAAACGGUCAGUUUCACCACGAAAACCGAGGUCCAGACGGCGUCACAUAUGGUUGCUACGGCUACGUUGACCCCGAUGGUUACCUUCGUGUAACGCACUAUGUCGCUGACAGCCAUGGCUAUCGAGUAGUAGAACCCGAAAAACCUGUCGAAGUUUACCCCGAUGCAAAUCACGAAUACGACGAAAAUUCCAUGGAACCAAGCAAAAUUCCUGGACAAAUAGUACCUUGGAAUAAAUUAUACCUACCAAGUGGAUGUGGAAGAACACCUGGUGGUGUACCUCCAAAACCUCCACCAAAACCUAAGCCGAAACCUCCAAGUCUGCCCCCAGACAGCGCUAGUCAAACCUCCAACCCGAAACCAGGCGGAUACUACCCCGGCUCUGGUCCAGGUGGCUCUAAUGGACCAAACGGACCAGGUGGCUCUAAUGGACCUUAUGGACCAGGUGGUCCUAAUGGUCCUAACGGACCAGGUAGCCCUAAUGGACCGGGAGGAUCAGGACAAGGUGGUUACUAUCCGGGUACACCUGGCUCACCAGGUAGUCCUGGAGGUCCUGGAGGACCCGGAGGACCUGGUGGUCCUGGUGGUCCUGGAAGUCCUGGAGGGGGGUACUACCCCGGUCAAACAGGACCCGGUAUCCCGAAUGGACCUAGUGGAUCAAACGGACCUAACGGCCCAGGAGGACAAGGCGGAUCAUGGAUAGGUACGCCUGGUACUCCUGGUUCUCCAGGUAGUCCCGGUUCUCCAGGUAGUCCUGGUACUCCAGGCUCUCCGGGUGGUCCAGGAGGUCCUGGAGGUCCAGGUGGACCAGCAAGUCCUGGCACUCAAGGAGGUUACUACCCUGGUCAAACAGGUGGACAAGUUAACGCACUGAGUGAGUCAAUCAGUUCGUUUUCAUGGCAUGAUCAUAUCAUCCUUCUCGGCGACUUCAAUAUUAACGUACUGAACGCUAGAGAGGGUAACACGUUAUUACUCAAUGAUCUCUUGUCCAGCUUCGGCCUUCAGCAGAUCGUCACUGAGCCCACACAUUUCUCCGCUCAUGUAAACACCUUGCUCGAUCUCGUUUGCACUGAUGCAAGCGUGACACGAGUAUGGGUUGAUCAUUUGCCUUCACUCAGUGACCAUGCGUUAGUCGUGUGUGAGCUGGAUAUGCCCAAGAUAAAAAAGCGCCCGAAAACUUUGUGUUAUAGGCCUAUUAAAGACAUAGAUUUAUCACUUUUUGAAAAUUACAUGGAAUCAGUCAAUUGGAGUGCUAUGAAUGAUGGGGUGAAUAUUAAUGAAACAGCCAAAUAUAUCUCCUCUAAUUUGCUUAGAGUUUUUGACUGUCUUGUCCCCAAAAAAAAGGUUACCAUUAAGGAAAAGAGCUACCCUUGGAUAACUUAUAAUAUUCGUAUAAUGAUGAAACAUCGCGAUAAGGCCCAUCGGGAGGCCCGUUCAUCUAAGAGUCCGUCCAAGCUAAACUACUACAAGGAACUUAAGAAUCUCGUAGCGCAGGCCAUCAACGCCGAAAAAGAAGCCUAUCUAAAAAAGUAUAUUUGCUCCAACAUACAAAACCCUAGAACCAUGUGGAAACACAUUAAAGAAAAUGUAAACUUUAAAAAUACUGAUGUGCCCCUUCCUAUAAAUUUGCGUGAUGCGGAGAAGUUGAAUAAACAUUUUAUGAACGCUCCAGGUGAUAAUAUAGUAGAUUCUUCAUAUAUUGAGUAUUAUCUUAAAAACAAAUAUGAUUCGUCAAGUACUUUUAGAUUCCAUGUUGUGACGGAGGAAGAGGUUGCCACCAUUGUUCGGGAACUGCGUUCUAACGCCGUCGGCGUGGAUGGCAUUUCAUUGGAUAUGCUACUCUUAUCUAUUCCGUACACACUAAACUCUUUUACCAACUUAGUUAAUAGAAGCAUCUUAUCCUCAACAUUCCCCGAGAUGUGGCGUGAUGCUGUGGUGCGUCCUAUUCCUAAAACUUCCCACCCUUCGGAAUUUAAAGAUCUACGUCCAAUAAGUAUAUUGUCGUGUCCCUCAAAAAUCUUGGAAAAAAUUGUCUGUAAGCAACUCACUGAAUACGUAGAAAGUAGGAGCAUUCUACCCGUAAUGCAGUCAGGUUUUAGGAAGCACCACAGCACUACGACCGCUCUUGUGGGUGUGAUCGAUGACAUACUUCAUGCCCAAGAUAGAGGAAAUGUUACUAUUAUAGUAUUUCUUGAUUUCUCUCGAGCAUUUGAUGCUAUUCAUAUUAACUUACUUUUAGCAAAACUCCGAUUUUACGGAUUGGAUGAGUCCGCUGUUCUGUGGUUUACCAGCUAUCUACAAGAUAGAUACCAAGUUGUAGAAAUAAAAACAGAGGAGGGAAAUGUACAGCAAGUCCAGGACUUUGAUCCACUGAUUGCUGUUAAUGGCUGCAAAAUCGACAGAGUAUCAGAAGCUCGUAAUUUAGGGCUUCUAAUGGAUGAGAAUCUACGGUUCGAAAAACAUGUUUUAAAGUUAGUACGUGGAUCAAGUGGACCUAGCGGCCCAGGAGGUCAAGGUGGAUCAUGGCCAGGUGGUCACUAUCCCGGUACCCCAGGUAGUCCUGGAUCUCCUGGCAGCCCUGGUACUCCAGGUUCUCCCGGUAGCCCUGGAGGUCCGGGUGGUCCCGGAGGUCCGGGUGGCCCCGGAGGCCCUGGUAGUCACGGUUCUGGUGGUAAUUAUCCGGGUCAGACUGGAGGACAAGGUCCACUUGGGCCAAGCGGACCUAGCGGUAGUUAUUACCCUAGUACUCCGGGUUCCCCGGGGACUCCAGGAACUCCAGGUACACCUGGCAGUCCAGGUGGACCAGGUGGUCCAGGCGGACCAGGUGGUCCAGGUGGACCCACUGGACCAGGAGGACCGAGUGGACCAGGUGGUGUAAAUGGCCCUGGAAGUUACUACCCUAGCAAACCUGGCACUCCAGGUUCCCCAGGAUCACCUGGUGGACCAGGUGGACCGGGCGGACCAGGUGGGCCAGGUGGCCCAGGUGGACCUGGAGGGCCCACUAAACCAAGACAGCCAGGUGGACCUGGACAACCUGGACAACCAGGAUACCCAGGUCAACCAGGACAGCCGGGAUACCCGGGCCAACCAGGAACACCGGGAUACCCAGGGCAACCAGGACAGCCAGGUGAACCUGGACAACCCGGACAACCUGGACACCCAGGCCAACCAGGACAGCCGGGAUACCCAGGACAGCCAGGUGGACCUGGACAACCUGGACAACCAGGAUACCCAGGUCAACCAGGACAGCCGGGAUACCCGGGCCAACCAGGAACACCGGGAUACCCAGGGCAACCAGGACAGCCAGGUGAACCUGGACAACCCGGACAACCUGGACACCCAGGCCAACCAGGACAGCCUGGAUACCCAGGUCAACCCGGAAAGCCAGGAGGACCGGGACAACAAGGACAACCUGGACAACCAGGAUACCCAGGUCAACCAGGACAGCCGGGAUACCCGGGCCAACCAGGAACACCGGGAUACCCAGGGCAACCAGGACAGCCAGGUGAACCUGGCCAACCCGGACAACCUGGACACCCAGGCCAACCAGGACAGCCUGGAUACCCAGGACAGCCAGGUGAACCUGGACAACCCGGACAACCUGGACACCCAGGCCAACCAGGACAGCCUGGAUACCCAGGUCAACCCGGAAAGCCAGGAAGACCGGGACAACAAGGACAACCAGGACAGCCAGGAAAUCCAGCCCAACCCGGACAACCAGGAUACCCAGGCCAGCCAGGACAGCCGGGUGGACCUGGACAACCUGGACAACCAGGAUACCCAGGCCAGCCAGGACAGCCGGGAUACCCAGGCCAACCAGGAACACCAGGAUACCCAGGGCAACCAGGACAGCCAGGUGAACCUGAACAACCGGGACAACCUGGACACCCAGGCCAACCCGGACAACCAGGAUACCCAGGACAGCCAGGAAACCCAGCCCAACCCGGAAAACCAGGUUACCCAGGCCAGCCAGGACAGCCGGGAUACCCAGGCCAACCAGGACAACCAGGUGGACCUGGACAACCAGGAUACCCAGGCCAGCCAGGACAACCGGGAUACCCAGGCCAACCAGGACAGCCAGGUGGACCUGGACAACCAGGAUACCCAGGCCAGCCAGGACAACCGGGAUACCCAGGAUACCCAGGCCAACCAGGAACACCGGGAUACCCAGGCCAGCCAGGACAGCCGGGAUACCCAGGCCAACCAGGAACACCGGGAUACCCAAGCCAACCAGGACAGCCUGGAUACCCAGGUCAACCAGGACAGCCAGGGGGACCUGGACAACCAGGAUACCCAGGCCAACCAGGACAGCCAGGGCGACCUGGACAACCCGGACAACCUGGACAGCCAGGCCAACCAGGACAGCCGGGAUACCCAGGUCAACCCGGAAAGCCAGGAGGACCGGGACAACAAGGACAACCAGGACAGCCAGGAAACCCAGCCCAACCCGGACAACCAGGUUACCCAGGCCAGCCAGGACAGCCGGGAUACCCAGGCCAACCAGGACAACCGGGAUACCCAGGACAGCCUGGAUACCCUGGUCAACCAGGACAGCAAGGGGGACCUGGACAACCCGGACAACCAGGAUACCCAGGCCAACCAGGACAGCCAGGGCGACCUGGACAACCCGGACAACCUGGACAGCCAGGCCAACCAGGACAGCCGGGAUACCCAGGCCAACCAGGAACACCGGGAUACCCAGGCCAGCCAGGACAGCCGGGAUACCCAGGCCAACCAGGAACACCGGGAUACCCAAGCCAACCAGGACAGCCGGGAUACCCAAGCCAACCAGGACAGCCGGGAUACCCAAGCCAACCAGGACAGCCGGGAUACCCAGGUCAACCAGGACAGCCGGGAUACCCAGGCCAACCAGGACAGGCAGGUGGACCUGGACAACCCGGACAACCUGGACACCCAGGCCAACCAGGACAGCCGGGAUACCCAGGUCAACCAGGAAAGCCAGGAGGACCGGGACAACAAGGACAACCAGGACAGCCAGGAAACCCACUCCAACCCGGACAACCAGGUUACCCAGGCCAGCCAGGACAGCCGGGAUACCCAGGCCAACCAGGACAGCCGGGAUACCCAGGCCAACCAGGACAGCCGGGAUACCCAGGCCAACCAGGACAACCAGGAUACCCAGGCCAGCCAGGACAGCCAGGUGAACCUGGACAACCCGGACAACCUGGACACCCAGGACAACCAGGACAGCCGGGAUACCCAGGUCAACCCGGAAAACCAGAAGGAACGGGACAACAAGGACAACCAGGACAGCCAGGAAACCCAGCGCAACCCGGACAACCAGGAUACCCAGGCCAACCAGGACAACCAGGGCGACCUGGACAACCCGGACAACCUGGACAGCCAGGCCAGCCAGGACAGCCGGGAUACCCAGGUCAACCAGGAAAGCCAGGAGGACCGGGACAACAAGGACAACCAGGACAGCCGGGAUAUCCAAGUCAACCAGGACAGCCGGGAUACCCAGGCCAACCAGGACAACCAGGAUACCCAGGCCAGCCAGGACAGCCAGGGCGACCUGGACAACCUGGACAAUCUGGACACCCAGGUCAACCAGGACAGCCGGGAUACCCAGGUCAACCAGGAAAGCCAGGAGGACCGGGACAACAAGGACAACCAGGACAGCCAGGAAACGCACCCCAACCUGGACAACCAGGAUAUCCAGGCCAACCAGGACAGCCAGGGGGACCUGGACAACCCGGACAACCUGGACACCCAGGCCAACCAGGACAGCCAGGUGGACCUGGACAACCCGGACAACCAGGACACCCAGGCCAACCAGGACAGCCGGGAUACCCAGGUCAACCGGGACAAUCGGGAUACCCAGGUCAACCAGGACAGCCAGGCCAACCAGGACAGCCGGGAUACCCAGGCCAACCAGGACAGCCAGGAGGACCGGGACAACAAGGACAACCAGGACAGCCAGGUGGACCGGGACAACCAGGAGUACCAGGACAGCCAGGUGGACCAGGUCAACCAGGACAGCCAGGACAACCAGGACAGGCAGGUGGACCUGGACAACCUGGACAGCCGGGAUACCCAGGCCAACCAGGACAGCCAGGAGGACCGGGACAACAAGGACAACCAGGACAGCCAGGUAUAAACGGUGAUUCCGAAGGCCAACCUUCUGGAACUGGAGUACAACCUCCCGUUUAUCCACCCACAAGUCAAAUGCCACCAUUCCCUAUUUAUGUUAUACCUUAUCCACUACCCAUCGUUCCAAGUCCCGGGUCAUGUCCAUGCUACCUUUUAAAUCCAAGCAAAAACGAUUCAACUACUACCAGCAUGUCACAAACUCAAAAUCAGCAAAAUAUCAAUAAUCAAGCUUAUACUCCAUACGGUAUAAUUGGAUUUAUUCCAGUUGUGUUUGUUCCAAAUUGUCCAGGAAAUAAUAACGAAAUGCAAACAGCACAACAGAACUUCCCUAAUGCAGUAUCAGUACCAUACAAUUGUGCUCAAUGCCAAGCAAGCAAAGAUGUAUAUCGUUACUUUGGAAGAGUAAAUGGGGGACGUAGUGUGGAUUUCAGUGAUUUAAAAGCAAUUAAGUCAUUGCCAGAACUUGAAAAUUUAUUAAAAAAUGAAAUAAAACCACCAAGAAGAAGCCUAAAACGAAUAGCUGUUCACGCUCGAGUCCUUGAUGACGUAACUAAGGAUAAGAAGAACAACAAAAAGGAGUUGAAAGCUUAAAAUAUUGUAGUAUAUUUAGUUAAAAUUUUCUAAUUUAAUGGUGAUUUUGAAACUGUCCGACAAUACCUUGGACAAUUUCAAAAUACUUGUAGUUGAUAAAAUAAUUGUGGUGAUAACGUCAGAAAAUAAGUAAAUAAUUUAAUGAAGUUGUUAUGAACA